Tigriopus californicus is the source of this 2719-nucleotide messenger RNA. Its product is annotated as zinc finger protein rotund-like. The coding region runs from base 1130 to 2350 and encodes 406 amino acids. Gene Ontology annotation, cellular component: nucleus. NCBI's taxonomy places the organism in Eukaryota, Metazoa, Arthropoda, Copepoda, Harpacticoida, Harpacticidae. The transcript has 3 exons. Gene Ontology annotation, biological process: regulation of gene expression. The record is from RefSeq and is a predicted model, not a curated record.
AGGCCAAUCAUGUUGUGGUAGUGAGUGAGCCUCCUCUAAGCUGGUUUAUGCUCAGUGCUCACUCUCUGAAAAAACUGCAUGGAGUGCACAAAUUGUAUGUGGCGCUGCUGAUGCAGUGCAUAAUCCCAGCAGUAGGUGGCAGUCCUUUGCGAUUUGGCCUUCGUUUUGGGGCGAACGGGGGGCUGGAAAUGCAUCCAUUGGCCCUUGUCGCUCGUCUUAUUCCCGCGACUGGCCCUGUCAGGUCCCAGAUGGAGUGCAGAAACUAGGGAACUCAGGCCUGAAAAGAAGGAAGUUUUCUGGCCGAGAUCCUCGUAGAAGUGCAUCCUCCUCCAUUGGUUGGUUGUGUGCCAAUGCUUUUGGCUGCCAAGGUGACUCCUUCAGCGACUUGAAGAACCCUGAUCCAAGCGCUUCAAACAAAGGAGCCCUACUCCUCCUCUUCCUUCUGGAACUCCAACCAUUGCAAAUUUUGAAUGCAAUCCACCCUGCCCAAAAGGAUGGUGAGGCAGAACCUGUGGCUCUGAAUGUGCAAAACCAUCGCUCGCACGCUCGGCACACCGAGAAGGAGUGCAAAACUUCAACUGCAACCACUGAGCAGGAGGGCCUAGCGAAAACGAAAGAAGAAAAAAAAAAUUGCACGCCCGCCAGUCAAACCCGACGCAGUUGCGAAUUGUGCAAAACGGGAUGCAUUUUUGCAGUCGGGCUAGCGUCUCCAGUGCUAACGGUACCUUUGCAACUUUUCUUCUGGUUUGCCAGUUCGAGUCCAACCUCGGAUCCGGAUACUUGGGUGGUUGUCGCCCGCAAGCGAAAAGGUCUUCUUCCUCCAGAGACUGCCAAGAGAUCUUUGGUACCUAGGUCAUUGGCCGGAGUGAAACCUCUGUCUCUUCCAGACUCAGACGGUGCAAAAACGAGGCAUGCGAAUUUGGCCGGAUCGCGUCUGCCAGACAAUUAUUGUUGGAGUGGAUGCAGUCGCUGCAGUGUCUGGAUGCAAAAAUUCGCUGUGAAACCGUUCACCUGCGUGCAAAAACAGUGUGGCGGCCAAAUUGGCAGAAAUCUCCUCCGCCCUCUCCUCCUCAUCUUGAUCAUCAUCAUCCAUUGUUGAAGGUUGUCCAAUGCAGUGAGAGCGACGACCAUGAUCUCGUGUUGCUUGUGCGACUUCCAGGCCUUCUCCAAAGGCAACCUCUCCUUCCACCUCAACAAUGUCCACUUUAAGGACAAGGAGUUCAUGUGCAGACUUUGCCACUUCAAAACGGCCUACAAAGGAGCUCUGACGCGGCAUGUGAACUCGGUUCAUCUCCGGACAGGCAAGACCAAAGAGUGUCCAAUCUGUGGGUACAUCACCGCAUCAUUACUCAAUCUAAAUAGCCACUUGAGCGUGUCGCAUCACCUCGAGAUUGCCACAGCCUUUGCCCGACCUAGCAAUCUUAACGGUGGAGGUCUUAGUUCCGGGCCCCCUGGAGCCCCGUCCCAUCCUAAUGGCGCAUCCCCGGACCCCAAAGAGGCCGAACCCCCAUCUCGGCAAACUUCCCGGUCGUCCCCUCACCGGCCACGACUCCAUGAAUGCCGAAUAUGCCCGUUCCAAGGCCAGGAUAACACUGAGCUGAUCAUGCACUACAACCUGGUGCACCUGAACCCGGCCCACACGGUACUAAGUCGGGAUUCCGUGGCAAAUGUUGCGGCAGCUGCAGCAGCUGCCCGACACCACUUGCCAACCUCUUCGGCCGGGUACUUGCCUUCUCCAAAUGCGGGUGGAGAAGAGGAGCCUCGGGAUUUUUCUGUGAUAAGGGACUCGGAAUUGUUGUUGCGCCGCAGAGGUGAGGAGCUGUUUCGGCGGCAGGAGUUGUUGAGCCGGAUCGAGCAGUCCCGGAUCGUUCGUCAAGAGGAAUUGGUGGCCCAUUUGAACACGUCCGCUCGGCUCCUCCAUCAGCAUCACCAUCAUCAACAACAACAACAACAACAACAACAGCAGCAGCAGCAACAGCAACAACACCAAGAACAAAUCGAAAAUCAACAUAAACUAGAAACACAAAGAUCUCCAAGUCGAGAACGGUCGCCCUUGCCCAGUCCCCCUCACCCAGUGGAAAACGAAUCAGCUCUUCGUCAGGGUGACGAUCACGUGGCCUAUGAUGAAAAUGUCAGUAACGCCCUCAAGUGCCGUCUUUGCCCAUUUCAAGCCUCGUCCUACUUCUACUUGAAGAAUCACAUUAGGACAUCCCACCUGGGGGAGGUCCAUACCGUGGCAUGCCCAUUGUGCGAAUACACCUCGGAUGCCAAAGGAGAUAUCGAGGCCCAUCUUCAAGAGGAUCACCCGCAAAAAUAUGCGGAUAAACGCUCUGUGAUAACCAUCGAUUGACUGCUAUCCAUGUGAGCAAUGGAUGAUUGGAGCGUCGGAAGAAUGGCCUCUUAAUCCAGAGGACAUGUUGGGAGCUCUUGUUAUUGAUAGGAUGAGCGGUCCUCGUCUUUUAUAACUGAUUGUGUUCAAUGUUUUUGAUACAAAUAUGUGACUCAAGACUGUUCUCGGGAAAAAUGGCAAAAAUGGAUGGGCUUUUUCCCCCAAGAGAGUGUCGCCUUUGGUCGCCUGCUUCCGCAUCCAUGUAUAGAUUUUAGUCCAUCUUUUUUCAUAUAAAUGUCAGGUUUACAGUCAAAAUAUGGAUUUUUGUGCCUCUAAAUGCUCUUAGAGGAAACAAUUUUUAUUGCAAAUAAAAACAAUCUAGAAUCAAAA